Molecule: messenger RNA, 2655 nt
Organism: Manihot esculenta (cassava)
Lineage: Eukaryota; Viridiplantae; Streptophyta; Magnoliopsida; Malpighiales; Euphorbiaceae
Product: chloride channel protein CLC-b
Exons: 6
Coding region: 68-2434 (788 amino acids)
Biological process (GO): transmembrane transport; chloride transport
Cellular component (GO): intracellular membrane-bounded organelle; plant-type vacuole membrane
Molecular function (GO): voltage-gated chloride channel activity; nitrate:proton symporter activity
Source: RefSeq, a predicted model, not a curated record
AAUCUAAAAGGAUUCUUUCAACUUCUAAGCUUCUACUGCUGCCUCUGCAAUUUUAACAGUGUAUACAAUGAAAGGAAAUUCAAGCCAAUUGGCCUCUGAAGCAAUAGCACCACCCCACAACAUGGAAGCUGGUGAAGAUGAAAGAGACCCAGAAAGCAAUGAUUCUCUCCAACACCCACUCCUCAAGAGAAGCAUAACUCUAUCUUCCAAUCCAUUAGCCCUGGUUGGAGCUAAAGUCUCUCACAUAGAGAGCUUGGAUUAUGAGAUCAACGAGAAUGAUUUUUUCAAGCAUGAUUGGAGAAGCAGAUCCAAAGUUCAAGUUCUGCAAUAUAUUUUCAUGAAAUGGACACUUGCCUUUCUCGUUGGACUUCUCACUGGUUUAAUUGCCACCCUUAUCAAUCUUGCAAUUGAGAACAUUGCUGGCUAUAAGCUUCUUGCUGUUUUUCAAUUCAUAGAGAAUGAAAGGUAUUUAACAGGGUUAGCUUAUUUUGCUGGAGCUAAUCUUAUUUUAACUGGGUUUGCUUCUGUUUUGUGUGUGUGCUUUGCACCCACAGCAGCAGGGCCUGGCAUCCCUGAAAUCAAAGCUUAUCUUAAUGGAAUUGAUACUCCCGACAUGUUUGGGGUCUCAACGUUGAUUGUUAAGAUAUUUGGAAGCAUUGGAGCUGUUGCUGCUGGUCUAGAUUUAGGGAAAGAAGGACCAUUGGUACACAUUGGCAGCUGCAUUGCUUCCCUAUUAGGCCAAGGGGGACCUGAUAAUUACCGUGUCAAGUGGCGAUGGCUUCGUUACUUUAACAACGACAGGGAUCUCCGGGACAUCAUCACUUGUGGUGCUUCGUCAGGUGUUUGUGCAGCCUUCCGAGCUCCGGUGGGUGGUGUGUUGUUUUCUCUUGAGGAGGUAGCAACUUGGUGGAGGAGUGCACUUCUCUGGAGAACUUUCUUUAGCACAGCCGUUGUGGUGGUGGUGCUCAGGGGUUUUAUAGAACUCUGCAAUUCAGGAAAGUGUGGACUUUUUGGAAGAGGAGGGCUGAUCAUGUUUGAUGUGAGCAAUGUUACUGUGACUUAUCAGGCGAUGGAUAUCAUCCCAGUGAUCAUAAUUGGCAUACUUGGUGGAGUUCUGGGGAGCAUCUACAACUACCUUCUUCACAAGGUCCUCAGAGUCUAUAAUCUCAUCAACCAGAAGGGAAGAAUGCCCAAGCUACUCCUCAGUUUAACAGUUUCAAUUUUUACCUCAGUGUGCCUGUAUUGCCUCCCAUUUCUUGCCAGAUGCCAGCCUUGUGAUCCCUCCACAACAGAGCCAUGUCCUACCAAUGGACGUUCUGGCAACUUCAAGCAAUUCAACUGUGCUAAGGGCUAUUACAAUGAUCUUGCUACACUUCUUCUUACCACAAAUGAUGAUGCUGUCCGAAACAUCUUCUCUUCCAACACUCCAAAAGAAUUUCAGCCUGUGUCUCUCUUAAUUUUCUUUGCAGUUUAUUGCGUUUUAGGACUAUUUACCUUUGGCAUUGCAGUACCCUCAGGUCUCUUCCUCCCUAUGAUACUUAUGGGGUCAGCUUAUGGCCGUCUGCUUGGUGUUAUCAUGGGUUCCUAUACCAAUAUUGACCAGGGGCUUUAUGCAGUUCUUGGUGCAGCUUCGCUCAUGGCUGGCUCGAUGAGGAUGACUGUUUCACUCUGUGUAAUUUUUCUUGAACUUACAAACAACCUUUUAUUACUUCCCAUAACAAUGAUUGUCCUCCUGAUAGCAAAAACAGUAGGAGACAGCUUCAAUCCAAGUGUUUAUGAUAUUAUACUGCACCUAAAAGGCCUACCUUUCUUGGACGCAAAUCCUGAGCCAUGGAUGAGAAAUCUCACCGUGGGCGAGCUUGCUAAUGCCAAAUCACCACUGGUUACUCUUUCUGGAGUGGAGAAGGUUUCCCGGAUUGUAGAUGUCCUUAAAAACACCACGCACAAUGGGUUCCCUGUGGUGGACGAGGAGGUGGUACCGCCUGUUGGGCAAGCCACAGGGGCAACAGAAUUGCAUGGAUUAAUCCUGCGAGCUCACCUUGUUCAAGCGCUCAAGAAGAAGUGGUUCCUGAAGGAGAAGAGGAGAACAGAGGAGUGGGAAGUAAGAGAGAAAUUUACGUGGGUUGAGUUGGCUGAGAGGGAAGGGAAGAUUGAAGAGGUUGCAGUGACAAUGGAUGAAAUGGAAAUGUAUGUUGAUCUGCAUCCUCUCACCAAUACAACACCGUACACGGUUGUAGAGAGCAUUUCAUUGGCAAAAGCUCUGGUGCUUUUCAGGCAAGUAGGGCUUCGCCACUUGCUCAUUGUUCCCAAAUAUGAAGCUGCCGGCGUGUCUCCGGUGGUCGGAAUGUUGACUCGGCAGGAUUUAAGGGCAUACAACAUCUUGAGUGCCUUUCCUCAUUUGGUCAGAUCAGAUUGCAGAGAAAAGCAGAACUAAAUUUGUGAUGGCAAACAAAUGGGUAACACAAGCUUUGCUUGAACCAUCAAUUUUUCUUGUUCCUUUUAAUUUUUUUUCACCUGAAAAUUUCCAUUCUUUCAUCAAAUUCUACAAGAUUGAUAUUAAACGAUAUUCAUUUGUAAGCCUUUUGGCCCCUGUUUGUAUUCCAUUUAAUUCCCUUAAUCUACAACAGAGAAUACAAUAUAUCUGUUUCUGUUGUA